Messenger RNA from Scylla paramamosain (green mud crab), 777 nucleotides. RefSeq lists its product as uncharacterized. The coding region runs from base 80 to 730 and encodes 216 amino acids. The transcript has 2 exons. Lineage: Eukaryota; Metazoa; Arthropoda; Malacostraca; Decapoda; Portunidae. The record is from RefSeq and is a predicted model, not a curated record.
UCUGGCCUCCUUUACCUUCCGGCAAGGGGCCGAGGGGGGGGCGAAGCCCCUCGUGUCGGAUCAGGCGGCCAGCCUGAACAUGGACAAGCUGGCCGCCUUGGACCAGGAGACACCCAUCAGGGUGCAGUGCCUGGCAGGAGGGGAAACAGUCUUCUGCCAGGACUUGCCCCUGAGGGACCUCCUGGCCGGACUGAGGUACACUACGGCGGGGCGUCACGCCGUUUUGUACUUCAGCCUGGCCGGAGGUCUGGGUGUCCACAGGGGGCAGGGGCAGGGCUGCCCCGUGCUCUUUUGCAACAGCAAGAGAGUGGGCAGCCGCCCCAAGCCCCCCCAGGAGGACCAGGCUGUCCGCGUCCCCGAGGCGGGGCAGGAGGCCGGUCCCGCCCCAGAGGCUGGCCAGGUGGUGGCGGCCAGCCCGGGGAAGGAUGGCCUGGGCCUGUGGGUCUCGGCCCCCAGCCCGGAGGAGGGGCAAAAGGAGGCCAGGAGAGCCACGACCCCCGCGGAGGACGAGGGAGCGGGGCUCGUCCUCCGAGGAGUGGGGAAGGGAGUGGUGACCCCUUCCCCACCACCACAGCGCCAACUCCCCCAGCCAGGGAAGGCUCGCCAGGGGAGGGGCAGGGCUGGAAGCAGGUUGUCCCACGGCCUGUGGGACAACCUGCUCGCCAUUGCACAGACCCUGUCCCUCACCCUGGUGGUGUACUCCGCCCUGCUGGAGUACUUCCCUGACUGAGGGGGGCAGCCGGCCCCACAGGGCAGUCGGCUGCCCGGGGAGGGGGG